AUGGAGCAGCUCGACAAAGACCGCAUCCGGCAAGCGAAUAAGGCGCAGGGAGAGCUGGAAAAGAAGAUAAGGCAGAGCAAAAGUCUUCUUAAAAGAAAAUUAGAAGAUAAAUAUGAAGAGGAAGAGGGGGAAAACCCAUCAUAUGCAGCAGGAGUUCAAGAGGAGUACCAUGUCGGCCAGAGCAUUUUAGUAGAUAUACCCCAGUUCGGUGCUGUCCGUGACCUGCCUCUGGAUUAUAUGCACCUCGUUUGCUUAGGCGUCGUUAAAAACAAUUUGAAUUUGUGGGCUACUGAGCUCAGGCUUUUUUUACUGUAUGCUGGCCCAGUUGUUUUGGCCAAAGUAAAAGAGUUUAGGCCAGACAUUUCUGAGCAUUUUAUCAACUUAAGCAUUGCAAUGGAUUUGGUCUUGAACCCCAUCACUUGUAAGGAUUAUAAGGACUAUGUAUCAUCACCGUUAGAGAUCUUUGUAAAUAACUUUAAAAAGCUCUACGGCAAUCAUUUAAUUUCACAUAACAUCCAUGGACUUCUUCACAUAGCUGAUGAUGUAAUAACAUUUGGUGCCUUAGAUAACUGCAGUGCCUUUCCUUUUGAAAAUGUUAAGCUAACUUUGAAAGUCUUUCAUGAGAAAACAUAA
This is a messenger RNA of Macrosteles quadrilineatus (aster leafhopper), 633 nucleotides long. RefSeq lists its product as uncharacterized. The transcript has 3 exons. The record is from RefSeq and is a predicted model, not a curated record. The coding region runs from base 1 to 633 and encodes 210 amino acids. NCBI's taxonomy places the organism in Eukaryota, Metazoa, Arthropoda, Insecta, Hemiptera, Cicadellidae.